AAACACUGCAUUUUAUUGGGCAAAACUCCUAGGUACCUCUGGUUGCGGUUAACAUGUCGUUCUGAUACGGUUUGUUGAUUUAUCAGUGAAGGGACAUUGAAUUUGGAUAAGAAUUACGCACAAUACGCAUCAAUGCAAGAAGUGCAUGAACGAAGUCGCAGUCACACGGAGUGUCACAGCGCAGGAGCUAUGGUUGUUCGCAAAGUUCUGCAAGUUUGUGUGGCCAUAAUGUAGCUAAAUCAGGGCUAAGCAACUGUGCACAAAGUUCAUAUUCGUAGGAGCCUUUAGAAAGUGCAACUGGUAUAUUUUCUUCUUCGGCUUCACGCAGCUCAGUCGGGACCUCCCGUAGAAUUUACGUUGUAUUCCGACUGUUGACAGAUGUGAAAACGUUGUAACAUUUUAAUCAUUUCGAUGUUACCGUUUUCAGUGUUGACUGUACGGCUAGCCUACAUGUUAGGCUGUGAUUUAGUGAAUCUAAUCUCCAAAUGAACCCCACUGUAGGUCUACUGUAUACCGCGUCUAAAAUAUUGCUUGCACGAUUUAGCCAGAAAGUUGUUUAUCUUGAACAUGUGCAGUCUGCAUAGAGCAGUUUGUUGUUAUUACUGUAUAGCUCUCCCUGCCAUGUGUUUUAAAGCUCACAGUCUGUAGGCCCGCACACCAUGAAAAGGAACCUGUACCCACUACCCCUCCCAAUUUCCCAAUGCCUCACAUUAGUGUGAACACUGAGUUACUUUCUCUCUGUGUUUGGCCUAUUAUCAGCCCCUUGGGCCUGUUGUAAUGCCAUUGGAGAGUUAACCAUUAUCUCCUAGAUAUUGAUGAUAGGAAUGAUAAGAGAAGGAUUAUGCUUGUUAUUAGAGAGGAGUGUGGAUCCUGCGGGAGAUUACUGUACAAUCCUCCCCAGAUUACUGCGGGCAGGAGGAAUCGAACCAUGGAGGAGCUGGACCUGAGUCUGAUUGAUGCCCUGACGGACAGCGUCCCCCGGGAGGGUCCAGAGGGCCUGGUGGGGAGAGACUUCGUGGCGAUGCUGGAGUCCGAGGCCUUCGUUGACCAGGUGGGCGAGAAGGUGGGCAAGACAGACUACAUCCUCCUGAUGGACAAUGAUGGGACCAGGGCAGAUGCCAACCCUGUGUUGGAUAAUGGCAAGCAGGACGCCCAAGGGGCACAACAACCUGGUUCUAAUGUGACACCGGGGGGACAGAUAUCAGCUUCGCGCCCAGAACCACAGGGGGAAGUGCGUCCCAACUCGGCAGAGCACCAGGUCUUUGCAGCAACAGAUUUCCUCUCAGGCUCCAUGGCGGGCGUCCCUGAUCAGUGGAGCUCCCAGCCCAAUCCCGCCCGGAUGAUGGAUAGUGGACUGAUAAGAGAUUCCUCAGGUUUCUCCCAGCAUGCCAUGGGGCUGAAUAUGGACAUGGGGAUGGCUCUACUGUCAGCAGAGAGGCCUCCCAGCAUCGCUGAGCACCAGACGCCCAAAGACAUGUCUACAGGUGCCCUGGACGAUGGCUGGACAGACAAGGUUCGCAUUCCCACCGACCUGCCGUUCACCCCAAGCUUCUCCACAAUGAUCAGUCACCAUGAAAGCCACCUGGGGGCCAGCCCCGAGGACGUUCCUGACUGUGGCUGGCCCCACCAAGAGGCCUUGGCCAUGGGGGAGGAGAUGGAGAGCAACGAGGGAAAUGACUGCAAACAACAACAACAGCAGAAGAAGAAGAAGAAGAGGAGGCCCCGAGACGAGGUGUACGACAGGGGACAACCGGAGACUCAGGCUGAGAACACAAUCACGUCAGAGGGCCACCACGGGGUCACCCCCUGCAAGGACAGGGACAGGAUGGUGGGGGGCUGGGAGCAGGAAGAGCCAGGGAGGAGUGGAGGCAGGGGAAAGAGGGGCAAGAGCAGGAAGAAGCUUCCAGAAGAGUGGGGGUUUACAGCCGAGCCCUUCGUGCCCUCCUCUGCCGCUCACCUCUCUGAGGGGGUGUUAGACCAACUAGCGCCCCCCAUCGUCCACCGCCGGCGCCUGGAGAACCCCUGCUCUAGUAUGGGUGACAUGGGGCUGAUCCCUGCCAGUGAAGACCUCUUCCCUUCAUCUCUCACCCAGGAUCUGCUCCCUCUCAUGGCCCCAACCUCCCCUCCACCUGCCAUGAGCUGCGAUCACCUGCCUACCACCCCCGUCUCUAUCCCCACCAGUCAGGGAGACUUCUCGCCCAGAGGCACCUUCCCCACGUGUCCUGGAGACCCAUUCACCGCCAGCUACCAAGACCUGCUUAUGGAUACAGAGACUGCCAGCCUGGGUAAUGACAAAGAGGCUUUCUCCCCAGCUUUUUCCCUAGAUUCCCUAGUUCAUGAGUCAGGGGUCAAAGUGAUGUUUGAUCAUGACACCUCAAUGCAGGAUGUCCAUAUUGAAGAUGCCGUGAGUUUUAGCCCCACCCACCAACCAGAUAGUGGCCUAUCACCAUUGGAGAAGCCUAGUGAGCUCACAGCGACCGCACCCCCUUUCUCCCCCUCCGACAGCUCCUGGCUCAUCAACGACUACCACUUCAACAACAACUGCUUUGAGUUCAGUGACAUCACUCCAGGGCACUCCCUACCUGUGGGCCUGGCCUUCGACACACCCAGCCCAGUCCCGCUCCGCUCCCCCAAAACCGUGCCUGAAUUCUACCCCAGGGGGGGCAAAAAGGCCAAAUCCCCAUCACAGAAGAUACCCAAGAAGUCUCGCUCCUCCUCCUCCUCCUCUUCCACCAAAAGCCCCACCUCACCAGGUUCCAGUCUGAACCCCACCGCCCAGUCCUUCUUCCCCUGCUUCACCAACCCCACAGAGCCCCUCACCGUGGUGGUGGCCCCAAUGUCUGAAGGUUUGUUGCAGUGGCGUGUGAUGUUCACCAGGAGGAUUAGAGGAGUCGACCAAUACCUUUCCUCCUCCUUCCAGACCGAUCGGGCCAUGAUCGCCUACAUCAUCUCUCUACUCUUGGGUAAGGCCCUGGUGUGGGCAACGGCGGUAUGGGAACAGCAGCCACCAUUCUGCAGCUCCAUAUUGGACUUCAUUGCCGAGCUUCGACGAGUCUUCGACCACCCAGUCGUAUCCCAGUUCCCUGAGCACCACAAGCCCCCCGAACCCAGCAUUGAGGAGCCCAUGCAGCUGGGACGCACACAUCUGAGCCUACAGAUUCAAGCCCUCGAUGGACAGCACAUUGGCUCCAGUCAAGUGGAAUAUCAGACCAAGCCCAUUCUACUGCAGGUUGGGGGGAACCACUCAGAGACUCUUAGAUUUAUUUUGAUCACUGCUCCCGUGAACCCCCUUAUCCUAGAGGUGGACGCCUCGGACACCGGAGCAUUGGUGGUCCUUUCACAGCGGAACGAGGACAAGAAACUGCACCCAUGCGCCUUUCUCUCCAACCGGUUCUCGCCACCGGGACACAACUACAAUGUAGGAAGCCAAGAGUUUGAAUUCGAUUUCGAUUUCACACUAUCCAAUAGCCUGGGAUCCAAGAGUCAGAAAGCAGACGACCGCCAACAUGAUACCUCUAACGAGGAGAGGGACUCCAAACCCAUCAUCCCCAGCUCCCGCAUUGAGGCUCCUCUGAUAUGGAGGGUUAAUCGGACACGGGAGUUCCUGAGGUGGAAAUUCUGGUGGCCCAACAUGAUGGACUAUAUGAGAUACUUUGUUGUGGCCUGUUCCAUCUGUGCACAAAGCAAGUCCUCACGACAGCGACGGGCUGGGUUGCUCCAACCUCUGCCCAUCCCCAGCCGGCCCUGGUCUCACCUGUCCGUAAACUUUAACACAGGGUUACCUCCAUCCCAAGGGCUUACCACUAUCCCGGUGGUCGUUGAUCGGUUCUCCAAGGCAGCCUAUUUCAUUGCCUUACCCAAGUUGCCCUCAGCGAAGGAGACCGCUGAUCUCAUGAUUACCCAUGUUUUUCAACUACAUAGACUUCUCCAGGACAUUGUCUCGGAGCGUGGCCCCCAGGUCGUCACACGGUAUUGGAAAGCCUUCUGCUCCCUGUUGGGAGCGUCGGUGAGUCUCUCCUCGGGAUUCCACCCACAGUCGAAUGGGCAAAUGGAGCGGGACAACCAGGAGCUGGAGAAGUUCCUCCACUGUUUGGUCUCCACCCAGGCCAGCAACUGGAGCAAGUUCCUCUCGUGGACGGAGUUUGCUCACAACACACUGCCAAACUCGUCCACUGGACUGUCGCCGUUUGUUGGUCCCUCCGUGGCCCCUGCCACCCAGGCCUGGGACUGGCAGCAUGGAGACAUGGGGCCCCCCAGGAGUUUCGGAGGGGCCACAGGACUCACAGAUGAGGACAAGCUGUGCUUCUUUGACCCUCCAGCAGGCGGUGGCAUGGAUGCGGAUCGUAAUGUACCCAGCAGGGGGGGCUUUCCUGGGUUAGACAGUGCCGGGGAGAGUCCAGAAAGCCCAGUGUCUUCCUCCCCCUCCCCCAUGGGCUAUGGGAACAACGGUGUUCUACUGCCCACCGUACCUGGUUCCCCAGCCAGACGCAUGGACAUACCCUCACCCUCUAGCUCGCUAAAAUCAGGCCCAGACAGCACCGGAGCGUGGAACCCCGAGACCCUUCCACCCCAGAAUACUGGCGUCACUAAUUAUUGUGUCAUCGGGGUUGUCAAUGACAACUACCUGGAGAGGGAGGACGAGGACAGCAUGUCAGCACUAGGUGGCCGUCAAAUGGCCGAGGGCUCCUCGGAGGAGAAUGAGGAAGAAGAGGAGGAGGUGAAACUUGAGCCGUGUUUCAUGGGACGUGCUGAACAGCAGCGGAAGGCCAUGCGUCGGACCAUGUCUGAGUGUUCCCACCUCUCAGUACCUUCUAGCCUGGAGCUGCCUGACCAUUACCCUGGUGCUGGGCUGGACGAGCUGACAUCGUCCAUGGGCGCCCCGCGCCGCUCCCACCACUCGACCAUGAAGCGCUCAAUGACGGUGGCGGACGACCAGGCGCCCCCCACCCUGUCCGCUGCAGGCGCCACCCGCUCCGACCUGAGGCAGGACCAAGACCCCACCUUAAACCUCUUGCCCUUCCCCCCAAUGAGAGACUGUGGGGGCACCUCGCCUCUAGAGGGCAUCAUGGAGGGGAUGGGGGCAGACAAGGAGCAGGACGUGCUGCUGCCUGUACCCCUCAGCAGUCAGGCCUUGAACGGGACAGGCGCCGGCCUGGGCAUGGGCACCAACCUUGGCACCGGCUUUGGUGAAAGCAUGGGUACCAACCCUUUCACCACAUUGGAGGUAAAAUCCAAUAAGAUGGACAAACCAGAGAAAGAGGAGAAGAUGGACAACUUCGAGAAGUUGGACCAAUUUAAGAUGCUCGAUAAACUAGACAAAGUGGAGAAGAAGGAUACAACUGCGAAGACUGAAGCGUCAGUGAAGGUGGAGUACACAGUCCCACUGGACAAAGAGGAGAAGAUAGAUAAAAUGGACAAGGCAGAGAAAACAGAAAAGCUGGAGCCAACAGAUAAGGCAGAAAACACAGAUAAAGAAGAAAAAUCAGAGAAGAUGGAUAAAAUGGACAAGAAGACUGACAAGGUAGAGAAGAUGGACAAGGUGCAAAAGACCGACAAAGAAGAAAAAACUGAGAAGAUGGAUAAGGAUGAGAAGACUGACAAGGUAGAGAAGAUGGAUAAGGAUGAGAAGACUGACAAGGUAGAGAAGAUGGAUAAGGAUGAGAAGACUGACAAGGUAGAGAAGAUUGAUAAGGUGGAAACACCUGAGAAGACAGAACAGAAAGAACAGAGUAUUGAAAAAGUGAAGACCCCAGAAAAACAGGAGACAUCAGUUAAGUCGAACACAUUUGACAAGAUGGAAACACAGUCUGACAAGGAGAAGACAGCCCAUGUUGGAAAGGUAACAGUAACAGCUGAGAAAGAAACAGACAGAGCAGAGAAGCCCACAGACAAAGUGGAGGAGGAGAAGACAGAGAAAACAGACAAGGUGGAGGAGGAGAAGAAGACAGAGAAAACAGACAAGGUGGAGGAGGAGGAGAAGAAGACAGAGAAAACAGACAAGGUGGAGGAGGAGGAGAAGAAGACAGAGAAAACAGACAAGGUGGAGGAGGAGGAGAAGAAGACAGAGAAAACAGACAAGGUGGUGGAGGAGGAGAAGAAGACAGAGAAAACAGACAAGGUGGAGGAAGACAGAGAAAACAGACAAGGUGGAGGAGGAGGAGAAGAAGACAGAGAAAACAGACAGGGUGGAGGAGGAGGAGAAGAAGACAGAGAAAACAGACAAGGUGGUAGAGGAGGAGAAGAAGAAGAAGACAGAGAAAACAGACAGGGUGGAGGAGGAGAAGAAGACAGAGAAAACAGACAAGGUGGAGGAGGAGGAGGAGAAGAAGAAAAAGACAAAGAAAACAGACAAGGUGGUGGAGGAGGAGGAGGAGAAGAAGAAGACAGAGAAAACAGACAAGGUGGAGGAGGAGAAGAAGAAGACAGAGAAAACAGACAAGGUGGAGGAGGAGAAGAAGACAGAGAAAACAGACAAGGUGGAGGAGGAGAAGAAGACAGAGAAAACAGACAAGGUGGAGGAGGAGGAGAAGAAAAGACAGAGAAAACAGACAAGGUGGAGGAGGAGGAGAAGAAGAAAAAGACAAAGAAAACAGACAAGGUGGAGGAGGAGAAGAAGAAGACAGAGAAAACAGACAAGGCGAUGGAUGAGAAAUCCGAGAAAAAAGAGCUUAAAAGUCCUGAGAGGAAAAUGGACAAGAUAGCAGAGGCAGCUGAUAAGGCCCAAAAAACUGCAAGUAAACCUUCAACCAAUGGGAGCGGUGCUGCACCAAGCAGGGACCUGCCAAGUCCAGACAAGAAGACCAAGGCUGUUGCUGGGGCAACCAAACCGAGCGCUGCUAAGCCGCGGCCGAGCUCGGCAGCAUCCGUCAGUGCUGCCGCCCCCAAACGCCCCACCCAUUCCUCCACCUCAGCCACACUCAGCAAAAAAACGCCCAUGCCCAAGGCCCCCACCCCCACCACUGCCCACAAGCGACCCUUGUCCGCAGCCAAACUCUCCACAUCUGCCGCCGCCACCUCCACCCCUGCGCCCCGUGAGGUCAAGUCUAAGACCACAGAGAGACGUCCUCUAGUACCAAAGGCGACCACCACCUCCACGGCUCCAAAUGCUGCCCCCAAAAACGUCUCUGCUACCACGGCAACCAGUAAACCAGCCAUGGCACCCCGCACCGCCACAAGCACACUCGCAACCAGACGCCCCCUGGCAUCAAAGACUGACAGCAGGCCAGGAGAGGAAAUCAAGCCCAGCACUCUGAAGUCAACAACAGCUGACUCCACCCGGCCCCGUGUCCGCCCCACCACCACCAAACCAGCCCCCGCCCCCUCCUCCACAGUACCAGAGAAGAAGCACCCUGGGCCCCGUGUCCCCCGUCCCACCUCUAACACCACCUUGGGCAAUGUCAGCGCCUCGGGGACCACCUCCCACCCAAGCACAGCCCCCGCACCUGACAUCCGCAACGUGCGCUCCAAGAUCGGCUCCACGGACAACAUGAAGUACCAGCCCGGAGGGGGGAAGGUCUCUGGCAGGAGCGACGCCCUGGGCCAAGGCUCCUCCUCCAAAGAGACCAGACAGGCCAAAGUUCAGAUAGUCUCCAAAAAGCUGGACUUCAGCCACGUCACCUCACGCUUGGGUUCCAAGGACAAUAUCAAGCAUGUUCCUGGUGGAGGGAAGGUUCAGAUACUCAACAAAAAGGUGGACUUAAGCAAAGUGACAUCAAAGUGUGGCUCCAAGGCCAACAUCAAACACAAGCCUGGGGGCGGCGAUGUGAAGAUCGAGUCCCAGAAAGUGAACUUCAAGGAUAAGGCUAAGUCCAAAGUGGGUUCAAUGGACAACCUGUGUCACGGGCCCGGCGGUGGCAACAUCGAGGCUGAGGGGGCCCAGGAGAUAGCAGAGGGGAAUGAGGUUCCCCCCAGUGAUACCCCAGUUCCAGCCACGGCGCCAGGACAGGCAAGCAGCCCCUCCCGGGAGAAUGGGGUAAAGGAGGAUGCCCCCUGCCGGGGCCUCCAUGACCCCCAGGGCCUGGACUCAAGUAUCCCUGAGACAAAUUGAGUCUUUCAAGCUCAACUUCUGCUAGAUCGCCUGCUCUCGCACGGAUCACGGCGCCGACAUCAUAACCUGGCCAGCCCCAGACAACAGCCCCUCACACCUGCAACCCAGUGUCUCUCUCAAUGACUUCCUGGCCUCUGCCGGCUACCCCCAGCCCCCUCCCUCUUCCCCCUCAACGGCACACUAGCAGGACUCGGAUCAUGACCCUCAACCCCACACCCCAGUUCCAAACACCUCACCCUUCCUAUGAUCUAAUUCAUGUAUCAUGUUAUUACGCCUACCCUGUGCUACCGACCUACCGCUGUCCUGUUCCCAUUGGCUGAGCUGACAUUGUACAUACAGUAGACCAAGCUUCGGGCAGGGUGGGAUAUCAAUGGGAGGGUAACGGAGGCUUGCCAUGUUCUCUCUGAUUUGUCUGGUUGUGCUAAUCUUGUAUUAAUGUGCUCGGAGGACUUUCCUAGGAUCAUGGUUUUCCGUUGGUCCCUCUGAUCAGGUGAUGGGAGGGGCGAUGGGCUGUGUUGUAUAUGAACCUUUUCCUUCCUGGCUUUCUGACAACAGCGCUCAUUUUAGAUCAUGUUUCCUGGUCUCUACAAGAGCAGAACAUGGCAGUCGCAGCACACAGUAGCAGACGCCAGUCAUGUCCAGUAUUACAGUACGUACUAGUGCCGUUUUAGUGAGAGCGUAAUCUACCAGGCAACAGCGGCCUUGAACAAACCUGUUUGCUUCGUACAGACACCCCCAUAGACACUACCCAAUGGGAAACCCCCCUAGACUCACCUGUGGGUUACGUACGGAGAGUAAUAUGUGUGUAGCACCCCUUUACUUGUGAGCAUGUAGGGCUGCCGUGUGUUCCCAGUAACCAUUGAUUAUUCACUCAGUAUUCACUAACCAUCGACUCACUCACUGGUUCACCUCCCUCCUCUCUUCACUGUCCAUCAUCAGAGCAUUUGAAACUAGUAGACUGCUUGAACAGUAGGCUAUUUAACUCUCUUUAAUCUAUGUGUUUGUGAUGGUGUGUUUGAGUGAAUUCUGCUGUAACAAUGAGCUGUGGUGUUCUGUUCCGUUUACUCUCUCUCUCUCUCUCUCUCUCUCUCUCUCUCUCUCUCUCUCUCUCUGUCUCUCUCUCUGUGUGUCUCUCUGUCUCUCUCUCUGUGUGUCUCUCUGUCUCU
This is a messenger RNA of Oncorhynchus masou masou (cherry salmon), 9213 nucleotides long. RefSeq lists its product as uncharacterized. Gene Ontology annotation, molecular function: nucleic acid binding; microtubule binding. Gene Ontology annotation, biological process: DNA integration; microtubule cytoskeleton organization; neuron projection development. Gene Ontology annotation, cellular component: neuron projection. The record is from RefSeq and is a predicted model, not a curated record. NCBI's taxonomy places the organism in Eukaryota, Metazoa, Chordata, Actinopteri, Salmoniformes, Salmonidae.